GGGCCGAUUCGCCCACCGUCGGAUUCGGCUGUUUGGUCACCUUACGGCUGAGCAUGGCGUCUUCCGGCCGAAUGGACAUCCAACUGCACGAUAGGCCUACCUUAUAGGGUAAGGGUGAGCUCCUUUUGUUUGGAACCUCUUAUACGGCCAUGUUUUGAAUUAGGUCACAGGCCAUAACCCGGUUAGGCUGGGGUGGUGUGACCUGACAUUCGUUGACCCGGAAGAGAGAAAAUGCACUUUUAAAAAGAUGAUAACAUGGGGUGGUCCUGAGGAUAAAAACACGGGUAGGUAAUAUGACAGCACCCAAAGUGACUGGUGAGCAGCCAGUUUCUGCUCCGCUCCCGAAGCCAUGACCGGGCCGGACGGAGCUGAGGGUGCCUGUAGUGCCGUCAUCUGCCGGUGGUUCCGCGUGCCGACCGGCGCUGUUGGUGCCGUGGCGGUGCCCGCGCCAAGUUUAAUAUCAGGUCAAAAUUAGCCGGAGCCGGUCCGGCUGGGCGGUCGGCCACGUCCCGUCGGCGGAGCCGGAGCCGGAGCAGGGCGCGGACGGAACAGCGGCGGACCCGAGAGCCAGUGGUGGGCGCACGGCCGCGCCGCAGCCGACGAGACCGACCCGGCCGCUGAGCCAGAGUCGGAGUGCGGCAGCGGUCAGGUGUUGCCGCAGGUGUCUGAACCCCGUGCCACUCCGCCGUCCGUCCGAACUGCAGCGAGCGGCGACAUGUGGACUCGGCCGCCGCCGGAACAUGAGUAAAGCGGUGCAUUUUGUCGCCGAGGAGCCAGGGUUGGUCGUUGAGGAGGCGCCCGGUCACUCGGAGCCGGCGGAGAGGAACGGUGCGCGAGUGUCGCCGCCGCUGAGGGUGAGAGUGCGACUCCUCGAGACUCCUGACAGGGAGGAGCGGCGCCGAGUGGUCGACCAGUGGUGGCACGACUGGCGCGAUGGCAAACUGCCGGCGGUCUACUACCGGACGAUGCCGAGGUACCCGUACCUGCAGGAAAUGAAGGAUAAGCUACUCAACUCGUCACCCAAGGCCGAGAUGGAAGACACCACUACCGAGACUGUCGAGCUGGGAGAGACGCCAGUGUCAAUCAUAAAGGUGACACCGGAUCGCUGUGUGUCCAGUCCAGUGGAACGUCCUGCGCCGCCACUCACCCCAUCGACGGCGUGUUUCCGGAUUCUCUCGUUAGUUUACGCCAAACUUCUGGUGGUGGUCUGCAUCGCGUUUCUUAUAUCCGAGAUCAUCACCGACAGUGUGCCACUCUAUUUCUACGAGGCGUUCUUCACCUACCUGUACGGCGUCAGCAUCCUGUUCCUGCUGUACGUUCUCGUCUACCUGCUGCACGAGAGCAGUACCAAAGUCGGGAAGCAGCAGGAGGGCUCCGGCUGCUGCGGGAAGAAGGCCAAACCGCCCGCCGAUGUGAACCUGAACGACGGCGCCGGCGGCGGCGGCGGCGGCUCGCCCGAGCGACUCACGCGCGAAUGUCGACCGUACAAGACCAAGACGAGCGACAACGAGCACAGCCAUGGCGGAUUCUUCCUGCGGAUCGGCGCCAUUGCGUUCGGGCUCGGAACCAUGGUGUACAACGGCCUGGAGCUGGGAACCUUCUUCGAGAUCCCCGAGGACUCUGAGUGCUGGCAGAUCCUGAUGGCCGUCAACCCCUGCCUACAGGCCACAUUCACAUUCAUGCAGAUGUACUUCAUUUUCAUGAACUCUCGGCUCAACAUCCACAAGUUCAAGGUGGUGGCUCGCUGCGGCCUGAUGCACGUCGUGGCCACCAACGUGUGUGUCUGGCUGCGCACGGUGGUACGCGAGAGUCUGCGGGUCUACACGGACCACAGCCGCGCUACGGGCGGCCGACGCACCGAGGACUUCCUCAUACUCGGUGAUCCCGUGGCGGCCGCUGACAACUUCACCUGCGGCCGGGUCAACAUCAUGGGCGCGAUCGUGCGCGACGCCUCGCCCUACCUGUUCCCGCUGAUGAUCGAAUACUCUCUGAUCGGCGCGGCGGUGCUGUACAUCAUGUGGCAGAACAUCGGCAGGUGCCCGCGCUACCUGGAGGAGGACGACAUCCCCGACCAUGUCAGCGUCACCAGCCGAAAGGCGCACACCAAGGUGGACUGUAUCGGCGCCUCGAAGGGCCUGUUCUGCGGCCUCCUGGUGCUGGUGGCGGCCAUAAUCUGCCUGGUCCUCUACUUUGUGCUGAUCGAGAGAGAGGAGUACGAGAAGAUGGCCAUCUUCCUGGCUGACACAAGCCACGCCGGCAUCCUGUUCCUCAUGCUGCUGGCCACGCUGGUCGGAUUCAUCAGAAACCGUAAGCUGAAGUUUGCGCAGGACAAGCCGGACGAGCUGGACGCCAUCCUGCAGCGUGUCUCCGGGUUCGGCCUGUUCCUGUACUCGGUGUUCUGCGUCAUCUCGGCGGCUCUCUCACCACUGCCGCAUGUACCGAACCUGCUGGUACUGAUCACGUCGUCACUGGUCAUACUGCAGGUACUAUUCCAACUUCUCUACGUGGCCGACGUAUCCAAGAGGGCCGUCUACCUGCCGGAACACGACCUCAGCAAGCCGGGACGUCAGGUGGUCACCUUCCUGCUGCUCUGCAACAUCGCCCUCUGGGUCGUCUACACGUUCGAGAUCAGGAAGGUCGAGGCCGACCCCGUGCAGCUGAACUUUUACGGUCCGCUGCACUGGGCGGUGCUGCUGCGCGUCACCCUGCCGCUGGCCAUCUUCCACCGCUUCCACUCGGCCGUGGUGCUGGCUGAGGUGUGGAAGUCGAGCUACAAGGCGCGCGCCGACUGAGCGCCCCAGCGCUGACUCCACCAACAGCUCCACACUCCCGGUCGGGGACGGACGCGCGCCGCUCGCCGCGCUGUUGUAUGUGCUGCUGCGCCGUUCACUGUGUGCGUGUGUGUCGCCGAGUCUCUCCCCGACGAGCUGCUGCUUCACUCUGCGCGCCCCGCCCCGACUAGGGAUGUGUGUUUGUACAUGUACAACUCAUCUCAUGUUUGCUGCAGUGUAGCUGCGGUGGCGCGGCGGCCGUCCCGCCGCGGGCUGCGAUCCCUAGUCCGGUGAUCCCUCGUCCGGUCGACGGGCGGUCGCCGCCAGCGUACAAAAGGACGUCUUCUCUCUGGCCGGCCCCGGCGCCGGCUCCGGCGAACCAGUCCCGAACGGCCACCCGAUUCCGGAGACGCUUUCACUGCCAGCCGCGGACGGGCCGGCGCCGCGGGCAGUCUGCCGGGAGCCAUUAGCAAGACGCCCACUGGCCGGCCGCCUAAUGCUCUCACGCUACUCACCCAAGCUGUACAUAGGCGCGGCGCGGCACUUUGGGGUGCCCAGCGCCGCCCGCUUUCGCUUUCAGUUUUGCUACUGUACGCCGUGUUUUGUACCGUAUUUGAUAUAGGUGCAGUUUUGUACCGCGAAUGCUGGAUGUCGCCGAGCGAAUUGUGCGUGUGGGCUCAACGUCGGUCUCGUUGGCCGGUCGGACGGCCGUCUAUUCUAGCAGCAGCUGCGGCAGCACGACGUGUAAACUAGUCAUUAUCGGGUGUGUUGAGGUGGACGUGUGAACCCGGCCACCAGCUCCCGACUGAGGCUGCCGAGACGGCGGUCAAUCCAAUACUCUCCGGCGCCGGGCCGAUCAUACCGAUAUUACCCAAGACCAGUGCUCCCGCCGAGUACCCGGAAAAUCGGUCGGAGGACAUCGCGUUCCAUGAUGAACUUUCGAUGUUGACGACCGGGAGCGCGGAGUUUACGAUGCAGUUUAGUGGCAAGGCUGGAUCAUGUGGCAUUGUGGGAGACUGGGGAGGGGACGAUCCCAGCGUCUGUGGGACAGAUCUGCCGUUUGGAGGUGUGGGGGAGGCGGCCGGUGUUAUAUUCGGGCCGGUCGGAAGGGGAGGGGGCGGGGGCGACUCUCGCCGCGCUGUCAGUUCAUGGGUCCAUCGUCUGUGUGCUCACCGCCGCGCCGGCGCGCGCUAGCUAGCUUUUGCCUAUGGCCGCCGGUCGAUUCUUUGUCUUUGGUAGUAGCUGGUAGUGACGUGCUGGACGGUGGCGACGCCGCCCUGCGCCGGCGGCGACCACUUUAUUGCUGCUUUACUAGCCGUACGUUGUCGGUACUAUGGUGUCAACCCCGUGAAUGUUCCACAAUAAAACGUUAAAGUCA
Messenger RNA from Amphibalanus amphitrite, 4149 nucleotides. Its product is annotated as proton channel OtopLc-like. Gene Ontology annotation, molecular function: proton channel activity. Gene Ontology annotation, biological process: proton transmembrane transport. The transcript has 14 exons. Lineage: Eukaryota; Metazoa; Arthropoda; Thecostraca; Balanomorpha; Balanidae. Gene Ontology annotation, cellular component: membrane. The record is from RefSeq and is a predicted model, not a curated record. The coding region runs from base 741 to 2792 and encodes 683 amino acids.